Neurospora hispaniola is the source of this 1113-nucleotide messenger RNA. RefSeq lists its product as uncharacterized. NCBI's taxonomy places the organism in Eukaryota, Fungi, Ascomycota, Sordariomycetes, Sordariales, Sordariaceae. The transcript has a single exon. The coding region runs from base 341 to 976 and encodes 211 amino acids. The record is from RefSeq and is a predicted model, not a curated record.
AUGUCAUUCCCACCUCAGGCUUACUGCGAGCUCCAUGGAGUACCUAUGCUCCUUGCCUCAUUCGUGUUGAAAUGGACUGCUGUACUGACACUGGACCUAGCACCCCCGGAGCUACCCUUCCUUCGCGUCUUCCCGCGCGGUACCGGAAUUGGUGCUUCUCAGGUUGUACCGGUCCAGACAGUUACCUCCCGCCCGCCCUUCAGUCCAGACAAGUCCCGGGGAAAGGAGGGCACCCACCCACUCUCCCACCUGGGACGUGACCUUUCUGCAGUCAAAGAGUCAGAACAAGUGUCAGCACCACGCGAACUCAAUGGUAUUGGCCUUCAGAUGACCCAACGUCAUGGCGAUCUUCUCCAUAUUCUCCCCCACGACUGCACAUUGCAUGCUUAAAAAUCAGCAGACGGUGAUGCUUCCUUCCCUGUCGCCAUGCUUUCACCGGCCAAUGGUACUCUCGUGGGUCUUCUUGCUCCGACUUCCAAUGCCUCAUCGAUUCCCUUUUCCAAGCGCGGGCAACCUGAUUCGUGUGGCCGACGACUCUGCUGGUCAUCUGAAACCGGCUAGCGGCCGCGAUAUAGACGGCAUGUCUUUUCCAUCGUGCUCAUUCGACACGCUCUCUACGGUGUUUCUUGCACUGGUCCGCACGGCAACCAGCAUCACUACUGCCAAGGUGCCAACGGUGCCAUCGUCUGAAGCUCUAUGGUCAGAGGGCAGCAAGGGCAGUUCUGAAUGCAGACAGACCCAGGCUUGCCCUUUUGCCCAAUCCAGUUACCUUGAAGACUGCAGGAAAGCCAAUCACGCUUGGGUUUCUUGGACCUCAGCCCUAUAUUUGAGCAUAUUAACACCAUCAGGAAAUAUUCCAUUCGCUGUUUGCCCCUUGUAUCUCCCCAUCACCAUCCCCACCACUUUCACAUCGGACCGCUCGCGCCCCUCUAUCCGCCUGCUUGUUAUCACUACUCUUCUUGAGUUGUGCGGGUAAUCGUCUCCGAUUAGCUUGACUCGGCUCAAUUGGCGUGUCUGUUGAGUGACAAAAAGGCACUGCUAGGAGACUCGAUCUGCAGAAAAAGACAUGGAUCUCCCCAUCAACGCUCUGACAGUCUGACGAUAGAUGACAAG